This is a messenger RNA of Mytilus trossulus (common blue mussel), 3971 nucleotides long. RefSeq names its product dual specificity protein kinase splB-like. Gene Ontology annotation, molecular function: ATP binding; protein kinase activity. The transcript has 9 exons. Gene Ontology annotation, cellular component: cytoplasm. Gene Ontology annotation, biological process: signal transduction; protein phosphorylation. The record is from RefSeq and is a predicted model, not a curated record. Bases 343 to 3057 code for a protein of 904 amino acids. NCBI's taxonomy places the organism in Eukaryota, Metazoa, Mollusca, Bivalvia, Mytilida, Mytilidae.
GGUCUAGUGACUGAAUUAAUUAUCGAUUUUCAAUGUUAAGUUUUCUGCUUAAGCUAGUUUGAUAUGUUCAACACGUGAACACACUCAGACACCAUAGAUACCAGGAUCGAAAAUUUAUAUUUGUGACAGACGCACGUUUUGUUUACAAAAGACUCAUCAGUGACACUCGAAUAACAAAAUGUUUAAACACAAUAAAACGGCCAAACAAAGUAAUAGAUCGUUGGUUUUUGUAUGAAAUUGCAUUACUAUCAGUACAUGCAGUACGUGUAUAUUAGUUGAUGACUAUUUCGAGGCCCUGCCCCUAUGUCGUGGACCAGUGACGAUCACAUGAUAUAAAAGAACAUGCCUGGAUACUAUGCUGACAAUGCAUAUAACAGAAGAAUCGGGAGAGCUGGGUUGCCAAAAGGUAGCAUGCCAGUGUCACGGGAAGGAGUAUUCCUUGCACCAAGAACAUAUACUAGUAACUCCUACACAAGACUGGACCGAGACCUUUCACAGUUUUCAAUGUUAUCUGGAUUUCUGAACAGUUCUAGAUCAAGCGAUAGUGACAGUGGCUUUGGUUCAUCAUCCUCGUCAUCCUUCAGUUCACCUCGUCAAAACCCAUCACAUUCAGACGGCGGCACAUCUUUCAGUUCACCACGUCAAAACACAUUUUCCGAUUCACCAUCCAGAUUUACAGCUCACCUAAGGGACAGUUCUUUUGAUAGUGGUCUCGGGUCACCAUUUUCUAGUCCUUUCAGUUCACCACAGAGAACUCCUGAUCGAUCAUGGUUUGAUGAAUACACAAAAUGGACACAACUGAAGAUACACGAGGAGGGGGAGAAAAUUGCAUCUAAACACGAACAACAAUGGCAAGUUAUGAACCUGACCGAUGAGAUAUUGAUGAGAGAACUUCAACAGUUACAGUUGGAAGAAAUAGAGAAAUGGACAGAAUUUAAAAUGAAGACAGAAAAAGAAAAAGAAGAUAUAUGUCAAAGAAAUCAGCAUGAAAAUUUACAUAGGAGAAAAGAGAAAUUUUCUCUGAAUCUGGUGGAACGACAGCAAGAGGAAAUGGAGAAAUGGACUAUUUGGCAAAGUAAGGUUGAAUAUGAAGCAGAACGAAAGAAACGUCAAAAACAUGACAGUGAAAUAAAUACGCCUGCAUCUGAAUUUCAUCAGUUUUGUCAGAGACCAGCAGAUGAAACGUGGACAGGAUUGCGAAAUCCAACGGACCAAGACAAUACAGACGAAAUGCCAAAUAAUCAAGUCCCAAACAGCUUUUGUUAUCAGCAGAAUCCUGUAUACGAGACACCGACCAAUGCUAAUUUACAGACACCAACAGAUGAAACUGGGACGAGAUGGCGUAAUCCGACAGAUCAACACACGACAGAUGUCAUGCCAAAUAAUCAGGGCCCUUUCAGUUAUCAGGAAAACACUGUGGACGGAACAACGACGAAUGUUAAUUUACAGAGUCAGUGUGGAAAUCAAGCCUUAUUAGGACAAAUGCCAGAAUCUACUUUGAUGUCACAACAUCAUGAAUCAACGUCAGGAUUUCAGAAUACAACUAAAAUAGGUCAAGAGUAUCAGGAAACAAUGCGAUUCAUACAUACGGGAAUAGAAAACUUUGAUCUUCAGUCCAAUAUCGCUGAUGAAAACAUGGACAAUACUUUAAAUACAACUACAGGUGACAGAAGUCCUCAUUCAGAUUUUACCGAUGAUGAUUAUCUACAAAAUAGUAAACCGUCUAUGUCUUACCAAGUUAGUUCGCCACACUAUAUGGCAGGUACAAAUAGACUCAAACCUGUGCAGAAGAAAAAGAAAAGCACGACUAAUUAUGAUGCUUCCUCUUCAUACUUAAAGUCAAGGAGGAAAAGCAAUGAUCAUGGAAAAGAAAUCCGAUUUUCUCAUCCCGAACAAAGUUUAAACUUACAAACGUCAGCUAUCAACGAAAGACAGUUUAAAAACUUAAGGCAUAAAGCCCUGAAUGACAGAAAAGAUAUGACAAAACAAAAAUCGAAGAUAGAAAGCUAUACCAUGAAAGGAUAUACUGGAAUAGUAGUAGAUUUUGAAAAAAUCGAAAUGAUUCAAACAUUAAGUGUACAGGGGUUAUGUAAAAAGCAUAUCGCACGAUGGAAUGACACAGUUGUUGUUUCAAAGAUGAUUGAUGUGCAUAAAGUUUCAGAAAGGACAACAACAAAAUUUCAAGAUGAAAUAUUGUUAUCAAGUGCCAUAGAACAUUCAAAUAUUGUAAAAUAUCUAGGUGCUUCAAUUGUUCAUCCAAAUUUGUGCAUACUUACCGAAUUCAUGCAGACAAAUUUAUACGAAGCACUUCAUAUUGAGGAAAAUAUUAAAUUUCUUGAAAAGGAAAAGAUAAAAAUUAUACAACAGGUUGCUUCGGGACUUGAAUAUCUUCACAAAAAAGACAUGUCACACUUUAAUUUAGAGACUCGCAAUGUUCUCCUUGACUAUACGCCAGGUUCGUCUUUAGUGGCAAAAUUAAGUGACUUCAGUCAUAGCGUAAAGAUCAUGAACGAAACAGAAGAAAAAUAUAUGCGUUCUGACCAGAAUUCACGUUAUUCUGCACCAGAAGUAUUGUGUGAGGAUUAUGUCAACAUGAAGUUUCUAAAAAUGGCAGACGUCUAUUCAUUUUCAUUGAUAAUAUUUGAAGUUAUUUUUGAACAAGAGCCUUUCCAAACUUUGGAUAUUUCAGAAGCCGCAAAACAGAUUCGCGAAUCAGGUUUAACACCUACAAUUCCAAGAAAUGUCUGUGUCAACAAAACCUUACUGAGUUUUAUUAUGUCUGGUUGGAAUAGAGACCCAACUCAACGUCCGACUAUUAGACAUUUUGCAAACUAUUGUCUUGGGAUGGAUCAUAUAUUUACAAAGUCUAACACCCAAGACAAAGACAUCACCAUUUAUUUUUAUUUUUGUCUUUGCUUUAUCGGAUUUUUAUCUGUGGAUGAGUUUAUAUUUGAUAUUAUGUCAACAUGCAGCAUAGUAAUGUUAUUUAUGUUUGUUCUCUCGUGCAUUAUAUUGUUUAGAUCAAGUAAUAUCAAACUUACGAACACAAGAUGCUAGUCUUGAAUGCACUGGCUCAAAGACCUGUUAAUACUGUUUAUAAUGCUUUUUUGUUAUUUUUUAUUUAUAUGGAUCUUGUCCGUACACCACCUUUGAUUAUUUGUAAUAUCUUCAAUUUUUCACUUAUUCUUACUACAUUUGUAUAAACUUCAAGAUUAUCAUUAUUUUUUUUUAAACCGUUUUUUUUUCUGACGUGAAUAUUUUAACCUAUAAUGGUUUACUUUUUAAAUUGUUAUUUGGAUGGAGAGUUGUCUCAUUGGCACUCACACCACAUCUUCCUAUAUCUAUUGAUCAAUAUUUUUGAAGGGUUAAAUAUUUCUCAGUGGUGUCCUGCCAUGACUUUGUUUGAAUUUGUUUGUUAGCUUUUUGGUCAUGAAUGUUUGUCUCUAAUAUUUAAUUAACUGUGCAUUUGUAUUCAUAUAUCGCAGAUCAAAUUUAUUUGUUCAUUGUGUAGUCAUACGUUUUUUGAUUGAGUUAAGUCUGCCAAUUGAUAUUUUAUCGUGUGUUUUUCUAUGUUGUGAUGUUAUGCUAUUGUUUCAGAAAAAGGGAGAAGGUUUGGAUCCAUUAAAACGUUUAAUCCCGCUGCAAAUGUUUGCACCUGUUCUAAGUCAGGAAUCUGAUGUACAGUAGUUGUCCUUUGUUUAUGUAAUAUAUACGUGUUUCUCGUUUUGUUUAUACAAAUUAGACCGUUGGUUUUCCCGUUUAAAUGGUUUUACACUAGUAAUUUAGGGGCCCUUUAUAGCUUGUUGUUCGAUGUCAGCCAAGGCUCCGUGUUGAAGGCCGUACUUUAACCUAUAAUGGUUUACUUUUUAAAUUGUUAUUUGGAUGGAGAGUUGUCUCAUUGGCACUCACACCACAUCUUUUUAUAUAUAUAUAGUAUGUGUUUUAGGAAUACAAUACUAAAUUUGCAUUUA